GGGUGUGACUGACUGGGCGUGAGUGUCACAUGCCACCACACACAGCAGUUUGACAACUCGGCGCCUCCACAGGAAAGACACACAAAAACCAGCUAUUAAACAUCUCUGGACCUGCAGGAGACGGACGGCAAUGGCGACCAGUGACAGGCAGGCAACUCUAGAAUCGUGGCUUAACCAGGCCACAGACCCAAACAAUCAGGAGGACAGAUGGGACUGCAUCCAGAACUUCUACCAGCUUGUCAACCAAGAGACUGAUGGCCCACAGGUAGCCAUUCGCCUUCUUGCCCAUAAAAUCCAGUCACCACAGGAGAAACAGGCUCUGCAGGCUCUCACUGUUCUCGAGGCAUGUAUGAACAACUGUGGAAAGAGUUUCCACAGCGAGGCAGCCAAGUUUCGCUUUCUCAAUGAGCUCAUCAAACUGUUAACACCAAAGUACUUUGGCGCGUGGACUCCCCAGAAAGUUAAGGACCGAGUGACGGAGGUCCUCUACGGCUGGACUCUUUGGCUUAAAGAAGAACCUAAGAUUCAGGAAGCUUACUGCAUGCUCAAGAAACAAGGUAUUGUGAAGAAAGAUCCCAAACUACCAGACACAGUUAUAAUGGCACCUCCAACGCAAAGAACCACAGAAUCUGUUUUUGACCAGGAGGACAAGGCCAAGCUUCUAGCCAGAUUAUUAAAAAGUGCUCGCCCUGAAGACCUGGAAGCUGCCAACAGACUCAUUAAAAGCACCAUCAAAGAGGAGCAGGAGAAGGCAGAGAAAGUGUCAAAGCGCGAAUCUACUCUGGAGGAAGUAGAGAGCAGCACCAAACAGCUCAGAGAGCUACUGCACCAGCACACCAUCACUGGAAACUCGUUACAGCCCAGUGAUGACAUAAAGGCCCUGUACGAGCGCUGUGAUCGGCUGAGGCCCAGCUUGUUCCGCCUGGCCAGCGACACGAUGGACGACGACGUAGCUCUGACGCAGAUCCUGGCGGCUAACGACGAGCUAACUCUUGUAGUAAACGCCUAUAAAGACCGAGUGGGGAAGAGCGAGUGUAACGGGGGAAGGGAAAGAAGUAGAAGCGAGGAGAAUAAAAAUAAUGCUCCAGAGAGUCCCAGAGAGAUUAAAAGCUACCACCUCAUCGACCUGUCGGCACUGGACUCUCCACAGACGCGCAGAAAAAAUGCGGAUUCUCCACCAUCCUUUGAAUCCUUUUCACCCAUGUUUUCCUCUCUUCUGGAAAGUACCUUCCACUCAGUGGCUGAGCAGGACUUAAAUGAACUUGAGUUAGAUAAUCUGGUCUCAAAACAGACUCAACAGACUUCAAGGUCCUAUUACGAAGAACUGCUGCAGCUUAAUGGAGAGGUUCAGACGAAGAAGAAUGCUGAGCAGAAUGGAGGGAGAGGUGUUGUGUUGAGAGCCCGUGGAUGUGGAGGGGGCAGUACUACAUCAGAUGGGACUAACAUCUGGUCGCUUCCUUACCAUCAACAGUUUACAGAGUCAGGAUCAACAUCCCAGUCGCAGAAACAACUCACUGAAGUGUCGGGAUCUCCAGUGAAAUUAGAGGAGCGCUUGUUUACCCCACAACUCCUGCAAAACAUCUCUGUUCCAUUGGAGACCAUCAGACCCAGUAAUCUUGAGCCGAUCACCUUGUACGAUCAGGGCGGCGUCCACGUCUCCCUCCAUUUUGCCAAAGACUCCCCGACGGGUUAUCCAGGUGUCGCUGUGGUCGUCAUCUCCACAGUGAACACAUCUGCCCUCCAUGUGAAAGACUUCCUGUUUCAAGCUGCUGUUCCAAAGACCAUGUUGGUGAAACUUCAGCCUGCCUCAGUGACACACCUACCUCCUUACAACCCUCUCCUGCCCCCGCCCGCCGUCUCCCAGGUCCUCCUAUUGGUUAAUCCUCAAAAGCAAAAGGUGCGUCUAUGCUACAAGUUGACACUGACACAUGGAGACCAAAAGCUGAACGAGACCGGAGAGAUUGACAACUUUCCUGACUGGACCGCUUUGAUCUGCCACUAAAAAAACUUCUGAAACUUUGAAUAAAAAAACAAACAAACUCUGGACCUAA
Messenger RNA from Perca flavescens (yellow perch), 2051 nucleotides. RefSeq names its product ADP-ribosylation factor-binding protein GGA1. Gene Ontology annotation, biological process: Golgi to plasma membrane transport; protein localization to cell surface; intracellular protein transport. Gene Ontology annotation, cellular component: trans-Golgi network. Bases 131 to 2002 code for a protein of 623 amino acids. The record is from RefSeq and is a predicted model, not a curated record. The transcript has 16 exons. Gene Ontology annotation, molecular function: ubiquitin binding; phosphatidylinositol binding; small GTPase binding. Lineage: Eukaryota; Metazoa; Chordata; Actinopteri; Perciformes; Percidae.